Messenger RNA from Paramecium primaurelia, 7472 nucleotides. The record is from the annotation of a GenBank genome assembly. Lineage: Eukaryota; Ciliophora; Oligohymenophorea; Peniculida; Parameciidae.
AUGAAAUAAUUAUUUCUGAAUUAUAGGAAGAAUAAUGAAAAGAAAAAAAACACAUAUCAAGUACUAUCUAAAUAAAAAUAGUAUUAUUAAGAUUUAAUUUCGGAAUGGGGAGACAGUUUUAUAAGAUGGGUAUAAUGAGAAUGGAAAUAAAAUAAAAAGAGCCAAUCUGAAUUUUAUUAUUCCUCUUAGGACUUUUAAGGAAAAUAUUAUUUAUUUUCUCCUACUUAUUUUAUAAGUUUUCUCAUCAUAGGCCUUAUAUUUUGUGGGAAUUUUAUUGGUAAUACAAUAAUGGUUAGUUGAUUUACAUAAUUUUAUAAAAAUUAGAAAAAUGGAUUAAAUGGUUAAUAGUUAAGAGGCAAGAGUAUUAAAAUAAUGGGAUGAAUGUAUUGUAAAUAAAGAGAUAAUUGAAAAAAUAAAAGAAAGAUUAAAUAAGCAAGAUUAAAGUGAAAGUAAUUAAAGGUAAAAGAGUAAAUCUUAAGUUGAUAAAAACUCUUAAGUAAAAAAAGUGGAGAAUGUAUAAUAUUAGAAAAAAGGAACUAUUGUUUGUAAAUUUUAUAAUUAUUUUUAAGCUAAUGUAUCUAUUCCAUUCUAAAAUAUAUCAUAUAAAUAACAAUAAAGUAAUAAAAAUAUUAGAACUGAUAAUGCUAAUAAAUAUAAUCAAAUGAGUCCAUUGAUAUACAAAGAUAUGGCAUUGAAAUUAAAAUAAGUUUAAAUUAUGGAGGAUGAUCCUUUAAUAAUUGAAAUAAAAAAAACAGUUCCUAGUAUGUUUUUAAAAGAUUCUACACCAACUGCAUAAAGAAUACCUAUAAAUGAAAAAUUAAAGAAAAUGGAAAAAGAUAAAAUGAAUUUAAUUAAAAUCUAAAAUGUUGAAAAUAUAAUGAUAGGUGAUGUGAUUAUAUUAGAAAGAAAUCAAAGAGCACCUUGUGAUAUACUUGUUUUGCAUUGUAAUGAUGAAAACUUUUGUGUAUAACAUUAAUUAUGUGAUUAUUCAUCAACAACAGUCAGAAAACCAGUUGUUUAAAAUAGAUGUAACAUAUAAAAUUAUAUUAUAAGCUGAUUCUUAAAAUUUAGCUUAAUUUAAAAAAUCUUUGACAGGUAAUAUUGUAUGUCAUGAACAUAAUUUUUAAAUUAAAGGGUUCUUUUAAUUAAAAAAGGAUCCUUAAUCCAGAAUAUUUGGAUUAGAGAAUUUUAUUUUUUGUUAAGAAAGAUUAUUGGCCACUCCAUGGGUAUUGGGAAUAGUAGUAAAAGUUGGAAAUAAUUGUCAAUGUUAUGCUAGAUUUUUAGGUGAACUUAGAUUCUAAAAUACAUAGUUUUUACCAUAUUACAUUAUGGUUAUGGUCAUAAUUAUUGUAAUAAUUAAUAUAAACUUAAGAUUUAAAUAAUAGUUUACAAUUAAAAUGAAUUUUUAAGGAAUUUAAGAUCAAUUACUUAAAUUAUUAUUGAUAAUUGUAUUUAUUUGAUUUUGAUGGUACCUCAUUUCUAUAAAUUAUAUUAUAAAAUGUGUAGUAUUAUUUAAUUAAAAGGAAUAGGAACUAUAGAUUAAAAAUAGAUUAUGUCUUGUCAUAUAGAUUAAUAUAUAGAUAAAUAAUAUUUAACUGUAAGUGUAGAUGCAUUUAUUGAAUAAUCCUUUUAAUUAAAAUGUAUAAUAUACGAUAAUAAAUUAUGUGAAUUUGAAGAACAAAAGUUUUUUUAAUUUUUAAUUUAAAUUUGUUCUGGUAUUAAAACAUAAAGUGAAGUCAAAAAUGUUGAAAAAGAAGGUAUAUAUUUUAAUUAUAAAAUUUUAAAGAAUAAGAGGAAAUUCAAUAAGGAUCACAAGUUAUAAAUUACCUUAUGUAAAGUUCAUGUUCAGACGAAUUGAUGAGUUAAAGAGAAUGUAUUAUAAAUUAGAUUCCAAAAUCAGUUGAAGGGAGAUUUAUUUAUUAUUAAUAAUCAGAAUCAAAGGAAGAUCUAAAUUCAAAUUAAAUGGCUUUAAUUUAACAUGAUUAAAUUUCAAAAGACAAAACAUUAGUUGAAAAUCAUGAUGGUUAUAAUGAAACAAUAUAAAGAACAUCUAAUCCUAUUAGAAAUUCUAAAGGAUAUUAGUCUUCAAAAGAUCAAUUUAAAUAGGAAGAUUAUUUUAUAGAUGAGGAAAACUUAUGUAAGAAUAUGAUGAGAAAUAAUGAUCCAGAUGAAUUAAAUCCAUUAUUAUUAUAAUUAGCAAUGAAUCAUCUUGCUUUUUCUAAAUUAUUAAUAACAGAAAAGAAAGAAUAAAAAGUUAAAAAUAAAUUUUUAGGAUAACUAGAUUAGAAAUAAGUAAGUUUAGCAAAAGCCAUGGGUUAUGAAUUCUUAUGCGUUAAUAAUGUUUAGUAAAUAUAUUCAAUAUGAUAAUUAGGAAUGUCUAACAUUAUAUUAUUUAGAUUAAUGAAGAAUUACAUUCAUUUAAAUUGGUUAUAACUAAAUUAGAUAUUUAAAGACAAAGAUUAUUUAUGUUAUUUGAAAUGGAUGAUUUUUAUUAAGAUAAUGAUAAAUAAUUUAUACUUUUUUUAAGAGAAGGAAAUGUAAAAAAAAAUGAAGGAAUAGAUGAUAAAGUUUGGAAACAUCAAUAUGAUUCACUUCAUUACAUUUAUUAUUCAUAUUGUUAUUUAACCUAAGAAAGUGCAAGUGUAUUUUUAUAAUCAGUAGAGAGUAAUACUCCAGAUAAUUAAUUAUAUACUUUAAUGGAAUAAGUAUUCAAAUUAAAUAUUAUUUUGGGACUUAAGUAUACAUUAAAACCUGAAUGUUAAGAUUUUAUGAAAAAUAUUAGGAAAUCUGAUUAUUAAAUGUUUGUAUACACAUAAAAUUAGGAGAUCUUUUCUACUUCUAUAUUGUAUUAAUCAGAACUUUUAUUAUAAAAUGAUUUAGUCUUACAUUUCAAUUAAUAAAACGAAGAAGAUUUACGUGCUUAUUUUAAAUAAAGUCUAUAAGAUUUUUCUAAUACAUUUGGUCAUGCAAGCAUUAAUUCUUCCUAAUUUAUUAAAAUCUAAGCUCUUAGCUCUUAAAAAUAAAUAACUGUAGAUUAAGUUGUUGAAGAAAAACCUAGAACUAAGAAAAUAAUAGUAAUGAUGAACAAUUAAUCAUUAUAAUAUAUUAUGGAAAACCACUAUUUUAAGAAUAAUCUAAAAUUAAUUCUUAGUUUCACUAAAGUGUUAUUUCUAUAUUAGGCAACUCAGGAUUAAUUAAAUACUAUUUAAGAUAUUUGGUGUACUUCAGAUAAAACUAUUAAUUUAUUAUAUGAAAACUAAAGUUUAUUACGUUGUUUAAGUGGAUGCUAAUUACAAAUAUUGUAAUUAUAGUAAUUCAGUUUGUUUAAAAAUUAAAAAAUAGAAAAAGUAGAUAAGAAACAUUUCUUUACAUCACUUAUUACAUCAUUAUAAUAGAGAUUAAUAUUUGAAAAAUGCUACUUCAAUGAAAUGCAAAUCAAUUCUAAUACUGAUGUCAUUAUACAAGGUUAUAAAGAAUUAGAUAGACUUCUAUUUUUUUAGAGUCCUCUUUUAAAAAUAUUCUUUAGAGCUUUAUAUUAACAAACAUUUUACAAAACAAUAACCUUUGUUACAUCUUUUACUUUUGUUACAAUCAUUUAUACAUGGUAUACUUUAGAUUAUAUGGAUUAUUUAAUAGAAAUCAUAUUUUAUUUCUAUAUAUACUAAUUUUUUUUGUUUUCACUACAACAUUAUUCUUUUGUUGAUUAAUCAAAGAAAUUAAAAGAUAGUAAAGAUUAAUCAAUAUUAUUGUAAAAAUAUUCAUAACAUAAAUCAUCAAUGGAUAGUAUUUUAAUUAUGAUUUUGAAACAUAUUAUUUAAGGUCUUCUUAUUUCAUGCAUUUUUAUAUAUAAAAUGUAUGAUUUAGAAUACUAUUUAUAUAUUUUUAUGUCUAUUAGUAUUAAUGAUUGGUUAUAUUUGAUAAUUAAUUUAAAUAUGAUAGAAGCAAUCAUUUUAGCUGCUCUUUUUCCUAUCAUAUUUUACAUCUAUAUAUUAUUAGAUAUGACACAAAAUGAUGAAUGGAAUUAAUAAAUAGAUGCUUAAGAUGUAUUUUCAAUUAUUUUAGGUACAACCUUUUUAUUAAUAACAAAUCUUAUUUUUGAUUACUUGUAAAUUUAACAUAGUAUCAGUAUACCUAUAUUUAAUGAUGAUUUUCUUUCAUAUUUAAAUUAUGUUUAAAUGAUGAUUACAACAAAAUAAAAAAAGAAAACUUUGACUAUUUUAUAAAAUAGAGUGAAUGAACUUUUUGAAAAUAUUGAAUAAGUAGAUUUGAGUAUUUAAAAAUGUAUUAUAUCUAAUUUUAUUUAUUAGUGCUUUUAAAUUAAUAAAAUAAUUCAAGUAAAUUUGGAUAAUGGCGUCAAUAGAUAUUCAAAAAAGCUUAAACAAUAUUAAUGUGGAAGAAGAAAUAAAUCAUUUAAAGUUUCUAAUUACUAUUCUAUCAUAGCACAUUUAUAAUUAUAAUGUACUUUUAUUAGGAUAGAAAAGAUUUUUUUUUAGUUGAUUAUUUAAUCAUUUUUUGUCUUUAAGCAUUUUAUUUUGCUAUAUAACUCUUAAUUAAAUUACCAACAAAUUAAUAAGAAUAUUUAGAAUAUGGAAAAUUCUUUUUAUCAACAGCAGCUACUAUAUCUAUAUUAUUUGUAAUGAAACCUGUUGAUAAUAUCAAUUCUAUUUUGACAAUUGAAUAUUUUAUAGUUUAUGAAUUGUCAAUAAAAUUUCAUCCCAUUUAUGACUUUAGAGUAUACAUUACAACAGCUGUUGCAACAAUGAUUGGAUAUAUUGCUUGGUAUAUAGUUGAAAAUGAUUCUAUUAUUUCAAAUUAGAUUGCUGUUAUAUAAUUCUUAAUUCUUUUUUCUGUUUUAUAAUACUUUGUAAAAAGUUAUGUAAAUUAUUCAAAUUAUACUUUAAGUUUAUUUAAUUAGAAGAAGAUUAAGCCUAAAAUAAAUUGAAUUUCAUUGAAUAAAAUAAUAAAAUUAAUGAUAUAUUAGGUAUUUUAUUACCAAAAUUCAUUAGAGAUAGAUUAAAUGAAAGUAAUUAAUUAUAUUAAAUUAUAAUAGCUGAUCAAUAUAAUAUUCAUUAAAAUUAAGGUUUAGUAGCAAUUGUAUUUUGUGAUAUUUGUAAUUUUGAUUAAAUGGUUAUUGAAGAAAAAGAUAAAAUUAUUACUUUUUUGGAUGAUAUUUUUAGAACAUUUGAUAAAUAUUGUUAAAUUUAUGGAGUUUAAAAGAUAGAAACAGUUGGCAAGACUUAUUUAGCAUCUGCUGGUCUAAAAGCAUGUGAAUAAGAAUUGACUUAUUUAUCUCAGGUUGAUCCAGUUUAAAGAGCUUUAAAUUUGGCCGAAUAGAUGAUGAUAUAUAUCAGAUCAAAGAUGUAAGUUUUAUGAUGAUAAUAGGUGGGGAUAUAAGGGAUAAUAAUUAGUUGGUAAAAUUGGUAUUCAUUAUGGAGGAGCUAUAAGCGGAGUUAUAGGAUUUCAUAAGCCUCAAUUUUCACUGAUUGGUGAUACUGUUAAUACUACCAGUAGAGUUUGUUCGACUGGUUUAGAAGAUAGUAUUACAUUAUCAGAAUAAGCAUUUGAUUAAUUAAAAAAUGAAAAUAUUGAGUUUGAAAUAAGAAAUGUUGAAAUGAAAGGUUUAGGUAUUAGACCAACAUAUAUUUAUAAAUGCAAAAUUUAAAAUAAGGAAAAUCAAUUUUAAAUGUAAAUAGAGUAAGAUGCUUAAAGUAAAGAAGCUAGAAGCUAAUAUUUUGUUAGAAAGAAUCCUGAAAUUUUUAAGAAGGAUCUAAAAAAAAGAAAAACUAUAUUAACUUAGAUUGAUACUAUGAAAUAGAAAAUGGAUUCAAUGCAAGAAUAAGGAGCUCCUAAUGUUUUUGGUAUUAAACCAAUAGAUCCAACUUAUUAUUAACCAUAUGAAGAUAAAUCAAGACAUUCAAUAUAAUUAUUAUCAAAAUAAGGAUCUGAUGAGAAUCACAUUAAGUAAUCACAAGCUAAACCAAGUACAUUUAAAAGAUUAGUAACUAUGCUUUAGAAUAAAUUUUAACUUGAAAAUUAUGAACCAGAAAUAGAUGAAUUAAUUGAUUAUGAAUAAUUAUUGGUAAUAAUACAUAAAUUAAUUAGAGAAUGUCAUUUUAUUAAAGAAUGAAUAUACACUAGAACAUAAUAUAAUUAAAGAAACUUCAUUUAUUUAAUUAUUGUAAAUAUCCUAUUAUAAAAAAUAAAUGAAUCAAUUUGUUAGUUAUGAAUAAUAUUAAGAAUUUGUAAAGAUUUAAUCAAAAAAUCAAACUGUUUAAAAUUUGAGAAUUUAUGUACUUUAUUAUAUGAUUAAAUUGUUUUGUCAAAUUUAAUUUUAUGGAAAUUUGAAUUUAGGUAUGAUCAUAUUAUAAUGGUUUUGUUGUUUACUUAAUUUAAUACAAUUUUUAGUGAAUGAUAAAACUCUUUUUGAAAAAUGGAAAUUAUUCAUUAAAUUACUAUUAUGUUUUGAAGCUUUACUUAGUGGAUUAGUGAUUAUAUUAGAUGAAGAUGAUUACUUAAAAAAUAUUCAUAUCUAUGAAAUAAUAUUUAUUUAAUCAUUGUUUUGUAGUAUUUAAAUACUAAGUUUUUGGAUUAAAGUAUUAUUUUGUAUUGCAAUUGCAUUUUAUUUUACAAUAAUCUUAGCAAUAGAUGGAACUUAAAUUAUAUCAAUAUACUUUAUCAUAGUUAGCUCUUUGUAUAAUAUCAUGUUAAUUUUAUUGAUUGAAUAAUAACAAGUAGGUUGUUUUAAUUAAAAAAUUAUAUUCAAAACUUAAUAAUAAAAAGAAUCACAAUUACUUUAGUAUUUAUUACCAAAACAUAUUCUCAAUAAAUUUUUAGAUGACAGAAUUGGUAAUAUUGGAAUUUGUGAUAAAAUUGAUGAUCUAACAAUAUUAUUUGCAGAUAUAGCUGGUUUUACUGAAUAUUCUAGUAAAGUAAAACCAGAAGAAGUAUUAGUUAUGCUCAAAAAUUUAUUUGUUGAAUUUGAUAGGAAAUGUUGUGAUUUGAAUGUUUAUAAAUUAUAUACUAUUGGUGAUUGUUAUGUGGCUAUUGGAAUGAUUGAUUAUCACAAUAGAAAUCCUCAUUAAGAAGCUAAAAAUAUUAUUGAUUUAGCUUUUGAAAUGAUCAAUAUAAUUGCUUAAGUCAGGAAAUAAAUUAAUUUUGAUGGACUUAAUAUGAGAAUAGGAGUACAUACAGGACCUGUUUUUGGAGGAGUUAUGGGUACAGAUAUUGUCAGAUAUGAUAUCUAUGGGCCAGAUGUACUCAUAGCAAAUAAGAUGGAAUCAAAUGGAGUUAAAGGGUAUGUAUAAGUUAGUUAGUAAACAAAGAAGUAUUUAGAAGAAGAUUAUGCAAAUUUGUUUAAAUUUGAAUUGAAUGUUACUCUUGAAUUGAAAGCAAUAGGACGAUAAAUUGAAGGAUAUUUAGUGAAAAGAUAAGAGGAAGAUAAUCAUUCUAAUUAAUAAGAUGGCCCAUUUUGA